Messenger RNA from Owenia fusiformis, 2713 nucleotides. The record is from the annotation of a GenBank genome assembly. NCBI's taxonomy places the organism in Eukaryota, Metazoa, Annelida, Polychaeta, Sabellida, Oweniidae.
GCUUUAAAUUUCGCGCCUAAAAUCAUACUCUUGUAUGUUCCAGUCUCGCUUUAUCUCGCUACAGACGUGGCAAAGAACGAGAUGGCGAACUGGGCUGGGUUUUCCGACGACGAUCUAAGACGAAUGAAGCGUCAAAUGUCUGGUAACGAAGAAGUAAAGCCAGCAUCCAAUGCAAAACAAAAUCCAACAAAGAAAGUCAUGACAAAUACUAACAGACCUCGGCCCAGAGAGAAACUUUCCAAUGGUAGAAUGGCUAAAACAUCCAAUCAAGAUACUCCAACCAACCCUGAUGCAAUGCUUUCCAAACCAACACCUAAAGAACAAAGUCCCACUCCAUCCUCCAAAACAUUUAAUGCUGAUGAUUCGUCAAAUAGAAAACGGAAAAUGGAGGUUAAAUCAUCCACAGUGCAAAAAGAUGUUGUUAUGGUCUCCGGUGAUAACUCCAUAGAGCCUAAUGUUGAUCACAAUAUGCCAGAUAAUCAAGAGAGCCUUACUGAAGAAAUUGAUGUAAAAGAAGGCAUGAGCCGAGAGUUGAACAAAAUAGAAGUAUUCCAGCAACAACAGAAAGCAAUUGAAGAAUUAAAUAGGAAAAAGAGACAGAUGCUUACGAAUGCUAUUGCAGAGAGACAGAAGAAGGCAAAGAAGGAAGCAAGCACACUGACAGAGCUGACACGAGAACUUGGAAAACUGGACCAGUUGUUACAUAGUGAUGUGUCUGUACUACGGGAUAAGAUAGAGGAAGCCAGUAGAGAGUUCACUGAAGCGCAGAAAAGAUAUGAAAGAGCGGAACAGGAAUUUGUUGAUGCCAAGAUCCAUCUCCACAAAACAUCUGACUUGAAGGAUGAUCUUGUUGAACAUUUAUACAGCAUAAUUCACCAAAAUGAAGUGAGGAAGUCAAAGAAAUUGGCGGAACUUAUGGACAAAUUACAUUUGGCCGACUCUGAAGAACUUGGGCUUGAAUUAUUGAAUAAUAUUCCAGAUAUGGCUCUGUUGAAUGACCUUCAUUCAACAACUGAAAACAGUAAGACAUUGACAACAUCAAAUCUUGAUAAAAAGAUCAAACAAAGAACUGCAAGUGACUCUGGAUCUCAACAAGAAGCUGUUAUAAAACAGCCAUCUAGUGAUCAAAAUCAGAAGGAUGUACCAAAAUCUAGUGAUAAAAUUGAUGAAAAUAGUAAAACCAAACCAGGAGAUGAACAAAAACAGAAAGAAGCUCCCGUUGAGAAAACUGUUGAAUUAAACACUGAAAAUAAAACUGAAUCUGUGAUAAUGAAAGAUCCAGCCACCAAAAAGAUGGAUGCUGAUAUUAAAGUUGAUGAAAAUGUUCCACCUAUCAAUCAAGAAGAUGAAAGUGGGACAAUGAAAUCCGCAGAGAAUGCUCAAAUUGAUAAAAAUGAAAUAGAUAGUGAAGUAGCGAAAUCCAUUGAAAACACAAAGGAAGAAAAAACAGAUACAUAACACAUAAGAUCUCUUCCAAGGGUUUUGAAUACAUUAAUUCAGUCAAAAUACUUCAAAAUGUUUUAGCUUCAUCCAAAUCAAAAUUGCAAAUUUUCUUUUUCAAAUAAAACCCUUGAGAAGAACAGAUGUUAGAUACAUGCAUGUCUUGAGAAGUCUGCAUUUUAAUUGGAGUUCUGAAGAGCUAAGUACUUGAUUUGGAUCUGAUAUGAGAUAUUAAAUGGAAAGAGAUGUCCAGAAAGUAUCAGCUCAAUUAAAUAGAAGGUAUAAGAGGCUGGUAUUUCAAGUGUCAAAAGAUGGCAGCAUAAUAAGAGAAGAAUAUCUUGUAUAUGAUGUCUUCUGUAUGCUUAGUGGUACAGAUAAUACAAAGGUGCAACAUGUAAAUGGUCUUCACUACAAUACUCACAAGCUAAAGAGAAAAAAUGCAAUGCGUUAAUGAGGCAGAUGACGUCAUCUUAGAAAUGUAUUUUAAAAAUACUAAAGUGCUUAUUUUCUCCUUGAGAAAUGCUAUUUUGUAUUUGUAUUGAUAUUGCUCUUCCUCAUAAAGUUAUUUUGCACAGGUAUGAUAUUGAUAUGAAUUGUACCCUCAGAUAUUUCAGAUUAUUAAAUGAAGUGGUUCAGAUGUACUUAAAAUUAAUAUUGGUAGUAAUCGUUUUUACAAAAAAAGUAAUAAUAUACUUUCUUGUUAAAAGUUAUGAGCUUUGGCUCAAGAGAUUCUCAAGUCUGGACUUGAUAACCUGAAAUAUUUAUUAAAAUUAUACAAUCACAAAUUGUAGUCACAUUUUCACAAAUGAUUCUCUGUACUUGUUACAUUCACUGUUUUCAAGGAUUGGCAUUUAUAGUAAAACUAUGUUUAUAUGAACUUAAAAUCCUUGAGGUAAAUCAUGAAUCACACUUAAAGACUGACUGGCCCUGAAUGAGAACUAUUUUACUCUUUCAUUUGACAAUUCAAAUUGUCAAUUAUUUUUGUAUACCGCCACUGAGUGUGGCAUUAUUUAUAUAUGGAUCUGUGUAUAGGGGGAAUUAAUUUAAACAUGGUAUACAAUAGGACACAUGUAUGCAAUAUAUACAUUUGUACAUUAAAGACAUAUGUACAAUAGAAUGCAUGUAUGCAAUAGAAUACAAUACAUGUACACAAUGUGUACAAGUGUACUAUACCAUGUAUUCAAUAGAAUGUAUACAAUAAGAUACAUGUAUACAAUAGUUACAUGUAUGAAGUGGGUUGUUGCAGGCAGGGUGCCUAUUUGGUAGUUUUAGU